Achroia grisella is the source of this 1104-nucleotide messenger RNA. RefSeq lists its product as uncharacterized. The record is from RefSeq and is a predicted model, not a curated record. Bases 262 to 828 code for a protein of 188 amino acids. NCBI's taxonomy places the organism in Eukaryota, Metazoa, Arthropoda, Insecta, Lepidoptera, Pyralidae. The transcript has 2 exons.
AAUCACUGCGAACAAUGUUUUAAAUAGUCAACGUUAUCUGUUUUUUUAAUUUUUUGUUUACUUUCCGACUUUUAAUGGUUUAUUUUACUUCUGUUUCUUUUUACUUUUUCUCUGCCUUCACUUUACAGUUUUCAUUGAUAUCAUUGUCAUGUUCGUAUAGUUUCAAGUUUUCACAACAAUUAAUUGGUUGUAAUAUUUAUAUGUUUUUAUUUUCUAAAUAUACUUAAAUUUUUGUAAAAAUAUUAGAUUUAUCCAUUAAAUAUGAAUAAAAAGGGUGCAGACCCUAAAGUUAAAAAAACUCUAAUAAGAAAUUAUGAACAGAAAGUGCGUAAGACAUCACCUAAUCCUGUAAUUUACGAUGUUGCUUGUACAUCAAAACAAACCGAAAAAAGUCGACAGUUCUCACAAAAGGACAAAGAAUUAAGUCAGCCCACUUUGUGCUCUAGCGAGGCAUUGGCAAGUUACUUAUCUGACGUAAAAAAAUCAUUGCCACCACCGGCAGUUGAAGAUUUAAAUAUAGAAAAAGGAGAACUUACAUCUAAAGUCACAAAAAAGCUUAAUUUUCAUAUCAAUGAUAGAAUAUAUAGGAAUUUGAUAGCAUUAAAUGCAAAUGUGGACGAACUGAAAACUACAAAGAACCGAAGACCCACUAGUGGUAUGAAACAGUUAAAACGGGAUCUGGAACCAAAAAUAGAGGACUUCUACCAAGACGAAGAAGAGACUGACAUAGCUCCAAAUGUGCCAACAAUAAAACCUAAAUUCAAACCUGUUAAAAAAAGUUAUGAUGGUGAUUUACACCAGUUGGUGGCCUCAUUUGAAAUCUUAUGACAUUUACUAUUAAGAAUAGUAAAAAUAAUGGAAUAUUUUAUUAUUUUAUUUAGAAAAAUGUAUUUAGUUAUUAUUGUACUUACUUAUUACACAUUUAAGACUGCAUUCUCAGAUGCAAUAGUCAUAUGUAUUGUGAAAUAUAGGUAGCUACUAAAUUUGUCUGCAUUCCCUUCUAUAAAUAUACAGUAUUAGUUGAUAUGAUUCUCAUAACAAACAAUUUUAUUGGUUGUAUAAAUUGUUAAAUAAAUUAUACCAAACUCUUCACUGUUUCAUGUA